GAUGCGGUCGCGCUAAACGUCCUAAGGCUUAUCUCAGUAUUAAGCGGUCGGGUGCAAGUAACAAAACGGCAAGUAGCUUCUACGUUGAGCUUUGCCGCUCUUACAUUAAAAAUUUUGCUUUUUUAUCCUGAUUCCGGUGUCAGGCGUUCGCCUAUAUGACUUGCAUUCCCGGUUGGUUUUGCCCUCCAGUCCGAUUGCACUUGGAACGUCAAAAUCACGCAUGUACGUCUCCGUACUCCUCUUGCCCCCUCUAACCCAUUUCUUCGCGUCCUCCUCGGUAAUCAAGUCCCUUAUGGCUUCGCCGAAUUUCUCUCAAUGUGCCGAGUGCGGUGGGGGGUGUGAAAGCUCCUCCGAUCUCCUUACCCCCCCACAAAGGAUGUAUCAGUACUUCGCCGCAACUCGCUAACCUCCCCUAGUGUCCCGUGCCUUCUUUCAAUCUUUUUGCUGCCUUGUCGACCGGAUCGGGUACAAUGUGAGGCGCCCCAUGUGAGGCGGACUCCCCAUACCUCGAGUUCUUUACCCUUGACAAGCGAGUGUCAUCUUUUGUUACCCUCUCCUGUUCUGGGGUUCGUAGGCCAGCCGAUAGAGUGCUCUAAGCCUGUCCUUUCUUUCCUUCAUCGUGUUCUCAAGUCAUUCGGUGGUACUCUGGUCUACUCUGUAUCUCUACGCUCGCCGACCUUACCGCCGCGAGAUAAAGAACAGUCCCGUGGUUCCUCUCUGUGUUACAUUGGAGCGGCAGUACCCAUAGGGGCACCGGCCGCCCGGUUACUUCUAUGUGCAUUACAAUCGGCCACUCCAGCUUUACUUCUCUCCUUGUAAUGACACUCUACCGGUCUUACCCCUAUCCUCCAUCUCUCUCUCUAUCUGCCCAGAUGUGAGUCUUCCUUUUCCUUUCUCUCACCCCACAUUCUUUCCGGUUCACUUUUCAUCACCUCGCCACCCUCUCUCUUUCUCUCUCACCCACUUCUUUCUCCAUGUGUGUUUCUGUCUAAUUUAGGUGACUUCGGGCGAUGAAGGAAUACUGGAUAGUAAAGUAAUCCUUCUACCCCCCCCCCCCCCCAUAAAAAAAAAGUGGUUGUCCCCACUGGCUCUCAUAAGUUGUGCCCCUAUUAUGUGUAAGUCUGCUUCUGGCUAAGAUAGCGUUCUUGCUAAAUGUGAUGUACAUGUUAAUCAAAAUAAACAAUGGCAGAGUCCCAUAAAUAUGGAUUAGAUUAGCCUAGCAUGCUGCACCUUCGACGCUCCUGCAUCUCCCAGUGUCGUUUCUCCGCCUUCCGUGGCUCACCAUUUGGUGUCCACGCAUUAUUUGUGCCACUGUAAUUAUACUUCUAUCAUUCCUGUGUAUCUUUAUCUCAGACACAGCAUCAUAUUUGUUAAGUCAUUUUUCACUAUGCGCAUCAACCACAUGCGACUAACCAGCCUAGCCCAUAAUGUAUGUUGUGUCUACAUUCCACAUUAUGCAUUAUGAUACAGUUGUAAUGCAUUUUAAGACUUGUCAUGAGCAUCAUGAGCCGCUCAACGUCUUAUCAUAUGAUUACUUCAUGACCGCAAUACCAGCCAUUUGAGCCGGUGCCACGAUGCUCAGUUGAAACUGUGUACAGAGGGCAUAACAAUGUUGUAAACCUUCAUAAUAAGACAUUAUAAAGGCUGAUGCAUGCUUAUAACGAGUUAACAAGCAUUAUACCUGAGGUGUGGAUUUGGGAAGUCUCACUUUUUUCAGCCUGCAAAACUUUGCGACUGGUUAAAUUAUACCAGGACGUUGCGGAUCACUUGUUCUCUGCAGGAAGUAGGUGCCCGUUUUUUAAUGUUCUCGCUGUUGGAGCUAGAGGCGGUACGGGACAUUGGCUAACACGCUAAGUCACAACAGCUACAAUUACCGGUCCGCUCACAGGCUGUGCUUCCUUUUCAAUCAGCUGCUAUGUGCCACGUUUCCUGCUCCAAUGUGUUUAGUCAAUCCAUGAUUGAGUUAGGUUAGUCAUGACCGACUAUGUUUGAAUGUUGCCACGUCUUACCUUGUAUAUGUCUUCCUCUCUCGUACGCGACGCGUCUCUCUGUUACGAUCUCAGGUCCACUCAUUCUCUUCUCUCUUAAGUCUUCCCGCCUCUCUCCGUCUGCAUUCUCUCUCUUCCCUCCUAUCACCGUAUACCUCUCAUAUGCUCUCGUCUACUUCUCAUCAAUCAUGAUCCGGAGCCCUUAUCCUCAUCUCUCGUCAUCUCCUCAGUGUCUUCCUGCCUAUGAUUCAGGCCUCAUGACUGCUCGUCUCUCCUCUUCGAUUACAAUUGAUUAGAUCUCUCCCUCUCCUGCUGCCUCUCUCUCUCUACUCUCCUCUCCUUCUUUUCUCUUCGGCUUCUUCUCCUCUCGUCUCUCGCAUCCAAAGGUCUCUCUCCGUCUCUCCUCAUACAGAUUGUUAGAGCCCUUAGUCAUGACUGUUAGUUAGUUAGACACAAGUGACCAACUCUGCUUAACUUGUGUGUGUUCUCUCUCUCCCUCCUUCUGUCUCUCAUCCAUCCAUCCGUCAGGGUGUCUGUGUGUGACGAGGACAAGCUGACGCAUAACGAGUUCAUCGGAGAGUCACGGGUGGCCCUGCGCCGCGUGAAGCCCGACCAAACCAAGCGCUUCAACAUUUGUCUGGAACACCCACCGCCUGUGAGGGAGAGGGGGAUGAGGGGGAGGGAGGGCUGGAGGGGGGAUGGAGUUCACUUUAUUGGACUUGUUCAGUAAUUUCUCUCACAUCAUAAGUUCUUCUUCUUGAGUCAUCUCUUCCCCAUACACUGCCGUACAAAGGGACAAAUAAGCAAAGCUUUAGUAGGAGCAACAUAGCUGGCGCAGUGGGUACUAGAAGUAGGCCUAAAAUCAGGGGGAUGGGGAAACGUAGAUAGCGAGGAUAGAGAGAACGCACGAAAGUGCAGACAGAGAAUGGAGCGCGGAACAAUAAAAGCAGACAGAUAACGGAAUGAAGAAAAGCGAGAAAAAACAUGUGUAGUCUGGGGAUGGAAGUGCAGAAAACGCUAGAUGACGACUAGAACGAGUCCGUGAGGGGGAGCCAGUACGAGGGAUCGCAGGAAGACGUAAAGGGUAUAACAUGAUAUGAGUCAUGGUGAAAGGCCCGAAGCCGGGGUGAGAGUAGAGUGUUAAGAAUAAGAUGGAAAAGAGAGACAAAACAAAGCCAACAGAACCAAGUCAAAACAUGUUAAAAUGUCAGAUUCAAACCACCAGCGAUGAGAAGAUAGAUACAGGCAGAUUAGAAUAAAAAGGGAUAAGGGAGUGAGCAUUAUUUAUAAUAAGGGUUACAAGAAGAAAUCGGACCUCUCUGAAAAUUGAUGGCCCUCUCUUCAGCAAAAUAUAUUUUACCUAAACCCUCCCGUAACGCUUGAAAAAAAAAAAACUAUGCUAAACCCAAAAUAAUAAUUAAUACAAAGUGUAAACCUUUUUACAUAUUAGCAUAAUAUUUUUUAAUACCACACAAAUUAUGGAAAUUACAGGCUAAGAAUGGCCUAUGUGUUCAUCUUAUCAUAUUUCUCCAAUGCCAAAUCAGUGUGUCUUGUUUGCAACGAAAUUGUCCCUGUUUCCAAAUAAUUCAAUCUGAAACGUCGUUAGGAAUCUGAGCAUGGUACUUUAAAAAGAUAGGCCUAACUUUCCACCCCAUACAGAGUAUGCCUACCGAUGCAGAUAAAUGUAAGCUUUAACUGCUGGCUACUCUUCUUCAGUCGCUUAACCCAAUGAGAGAAGGCCACAAGUGUUUCCCUAAAAGCUGUCUGGGUUUAAACAUCUUCUUUUGUACAGAAAGUGAAUAGCUUCAUCAAUUGAUCGUGACAGAAUUAGAUUACUUCCCAAGCAAAGUCAAAUGUUUUUGUCUCCUCGGCUAUAGAAGGUUGUAGCUCAGCCUCUGAAUGUCAAAGAAACGAAACAAUGAUAUCCCCAUAUGCAUCGGAGUCACAUCUUUCCCGGGUUUGUACAGUUUGUUUCUAGAAUAAGCAUUGCGACAAAGUGCUGUUUUGUAGAUCACUUUAUCUAUCCGAAUAAAAAUGAGUAUGCCAAUGACCACUUGAAGAUGGAAAUAUGUUUAUUGUGAAACCAAACAAGAAAUAAGACAGAAAAACAUCAAACUUGGCAUGCAUAACUAUUCACCCCAUCAAAGUCAAUACUUUGUAGAGCCACCUUUUGCAGCAAUUACAGCUGCAAGUCUCUUGGGGUAUGUCUCUAUAAGCUUGGCACAUCGAGCCGCUGGGAUUUUUGCCCAUUCUUCAAGGUAAAACGGCUCCAGCUCCUUCAAGUUGGAUGGGUUCCGCUGGUGUACAGCAAUCUUUAAGUCAUACCACAGAUUCUCAAUUGGAUUGAGGUCUGGGCUUUGGCUAGGCCAUUCCAAGACAUUUAAAUGUUUCCCCUUAAACCACUCGAAUGUUGCUUUAGCAGUAUGCUUAGGGUCAUUGUCCUGCUGGAAGGUGAACCUUCGUCCCAGUCUCAAAUCUCUGGAAGACUGAAACAGGUUUCCCUCAAGAAUUUCCCUGUAUUUAGCGCCAUCCAUCAUUCCUUCAAUUCGGACCAGUUUCCCAGUCCCUGCCAAUGAAAAACAUCCCCACAGCAUGAUGCUGCCACCACCAUGCUUCACUGUGGGGAUGGUGUUCUCAGGGUGAUGAAAGGUGUUGGGUUUGCGCCAGACAUAGCGUUUUCCUUGAUGGCCAAAAAGCUCAAUUUUAGUCUUAUCUGACCAGAGCACCUUCUUCCAUAUGUUUGGGGAGUCUCCCACAUGCCUUUUGGCGAACACUUGCUUAUUUUUUUCUUGAAGCAAUGGCUUUUUUCUGGCCACUCUUCCGUAAAGCCCAGCUCUGUGGAGUGUACGGCUUAAAGUGGUCCUAUGGACAGAUACUCCAAUCUCCGCUGUGGAGCUUUGGUCUCUUUGUUGCCUCUCUGAUUAAUGCCCUCCUUGCCUGGUCUGUGAGUUUUGGUGGGCGGCCCUCUCUUGGCAAGUUUGUUGUGGAGCCAUAUUCUUUCCAUUUUUUAAUAAUGGAUUUAAUGGCGCUCCGUGGGAUGUUCAAAGUUUCUGAUAUUUUUUUAUAACCCAAUCCUGAUCUGUACUUCUCCACAACUUUGUCCCUGACCUGUUUGGAGAGCUCCUUGGUCUUCAUGGUGCCGAUUGCUUGGUGGUGCCCCUUGCUUAGUGGUGUUGCAGAAUCUGGGGACUUUCAGAACAGGUGCAUAUAUACUAAGAUCAUGUGACACUUAGACUGCACACAGGUGGACUUUAUUUAAGUAAUUAUGUGACUUCUGAAGGUAAUUGUCCUCCUGAGUGGCGCAGUGGUCUAAGGCACUGCAUCACAGUGCUAGCUGUGCCAUUAGAGAUCCUGGUUCGAAUCCAGGCUCUGUCGUAGCCGGCCGCGACUGGGAGACCCAUGGGGCGGCGUACAAUUGGCCCAGCGUCAUCCAGGGUAGGGGAGGGAAUGGCCGGCAGGGAUGUAGCUCAGUUGGUAGAGCAUGGCAUUUGCAACGCCAGGGUUGUGGGUUCGAUUCCAGUAUAAAAAAUUAAAAUGUAUGCACUCACUAACUGUAAGUCGCUCUGGAUAAGAGCGUUUGCUAAAUGACUAAAAAUGUAAUUGGUUGCACCAGAUCUUAUUUAGGGGCUUCAUAGCAAAGGGGGUGAAUACAUAUGCACGCACCACUUUUCCGUUAUUAGUUUUUUUCAUUUCACUUCACCAAUUUAGACUAUUUUGUGUCUGUCCAUUACAUUAAAUCCAAAUAAAAAUCCAUUUAAAUUACAGGUUGUAAUGCAACAAAAUAGGAAAAACGCCAAGGCACUGUAUUGAGACCACACUAAAUAGCCUAUAGGUGCACUUGAUAUUGUGUGCCCAGCGAAGCUGUGAAACCAAUUGUUAUUCUCCGAAUUCUUAUUAUUUUCGUUUUCAUAUACUUUUUUUAUUUGGCACACAGAAACUAGAGGUCAUGAGUAACUUGGUCAAAAAUAAUUGCACCGAUUGGCCUAUACUGGGCGCUGUUAUAAGCAGUCUCACUUAAACCCUUUUGACCUAGAGACUUGAAACUUUGUAUGUAGAUGUCGUUCCUCAUGCUGAACAAAUUUGUCUCAAGGACCCAAAGGUCUCUCAUGAUAGAUUUUCCUCCAUCUUGGAAAUUUUUGAAAAAUGUAUUCUCAUUCGUCUCUUAACUUAGUUUGAGAAAAGCUAAGGGAUUGGUUAAGAGAUGGCUGAGUUAUUGAUAAAUCAGGAAAUCAGAUUUUACCUGUCCAUUUAAAUCCUUUGUAAAUCCACUCCAAAAUGGCCUAUCAACUUCAAACAUUUUAGGGUUAUCAAAAACAUUACUGUGAUGAACCAUGUUAAGUUUGGCAUUGAUAUCUUAAAAAAUAAGGAAACGAUCAAAAAUUCACUUUUUUGACUGUAACUGUAAUGCUUAAAAUAAUCAUAAAAAAUCUUCUCAUGGACUAAAAGUCAGAUUCACUCAAAAUGUGGUCUUUGGACUUCACAAUAGUCCCUAAAGAGUUUGAGAAAAUAACAUUGAUGCAUUCAAAGAUGGCCACACUAUACCAGUAGAUGCAUAUUGGCACAUACGUCUUCUCAUGAACCACAGGACCAAAAUGCACCAAUUUGGAAUGAAGGCCCAUGGUAAAUGUCUUAACUUGGUUUAAGAAAAGCUUGGUCAAAAGAUGGCUGAGUUAUUGACAAAUCAAAAAUGGGAUAUUACGUGUCCAUUUAAACCAAUGUUAAUCCACUCCACAGUGUCCUAUCAACUUGAAACUUGUCAUCGCUAUCAUGGACGUCUGAAAGUCAAACUGAAUUUGGUGUUGAUAUCUAAAAAAACAAGGAAACUAUUAACAACUAAUCGUUUGCAUAUGUAACGCUAAUGCUCAAAAUCAUCUGCAAUCAUCUUCUCCUCAUUAACCACGUUAGAUUCACUCCAGAUUUUUUAUUUACUCAUUACAUCAGUCUUUAAUAGUUGCUGCAUUCAAAACAUAAGCUGUGUGAAUAUAAAGUCACUGCAACCAUAGAUGGCUGCACCAGACCAGUUGGUGGCACUAUAGAUGUCAUUGGCACCAGUGGCAUCAUAGGAUACUAGAGCAAUAACUAUUGAUCAAGUGGACUUGGUCUAAUGCAAAUCAUUGUUAAAUUAUGCAGACGAACAAUGUGAAAUAUCUUGUUUAGUAUAUCUGUAUAAUCACAUAUUGUUGCCCUAUUACAGUGCAUUCGGAAAGUUUUCAGACCCCUUGACUUUUUCCACAUUUUGUUACGGUACAGCCUUAUUCUAAAAUUGAUUACAUUCAAUGUUUUCCUUAUUAAUCUACACACAAUACCCCAUAAUGAUAAAGCGAAAACAGUUUUUUUUAGAAAAAACAGAAAUACCUUAUUAACAUAAGUAUUCAGACCCUUUGCUAUGAGACUAAAAAUUAAGUUCAGGUGCAUCCUAUUUCCAUUGAUAAUCCUUGAGAUGUUUCUACAACUUGAUUGGAGUCCCCCUGUGGUAAAUUAAAUAGAUUGGACAUGAUUUGGAAAGGCACACACCUGUCUAUAUAAGAUCCCACAGUUGAGAGUGCAUGUCAGAGCAAAAACCAAGCCAUGAGGUAGAAGGAAUUGUCCGUAGAGCUCAGAGACAGGAUUUUGUCGAGGCACAGAUCUGGGGAAGGAUACCAAAAAAUGUCUGCAGCAUUGAAAGUCCCCAAGAACACAGUGGCCUCCAUCAUUCUUAAAUGGAAGAAGUUUGGAACCACCAAGACUCUUCCUAGAGCUGGCCGCCUGGCCAAACUGAGAAAUCGGGGGAGAAGGGCCUUGGUCAGGGAGGUGACCAAGAACCCGAUGGUCACUCUAACAGAGCUCCAGAGUUCCUCUGUGGAGAUGGGAGAAACUUCCAGAAGGACAACAAUCUCUGCAGCACUCCACCAAUAAGGCUUUUAUGGUAGAGUGACCAGACGGACGCCACUCCUCAGUAAAAGGCACAUGACUGCCCGCUUGGAGUUUGCCAAAAGGCACCUAAAGGACUCUCAGACCAUGAAAAACAAGAUUCUCUGGUCUGAUGAAACCAAGAUUGAACUCUUUGGCCUGAAUGCCAAGCGUCACGUCUGGAGGAAACCUGGCACCAUCCCUACGGUGAAGCAUGGUGGUGGCAUCAUCAUGCUGUGGGGAUGUUUUUCAGUGGCAGGGACUGGGAGACUAGUCAGGAUCAAGGGAAAGAUGAACGGAGCAAAAUACAGAGAGAUCCUUGAUGAAAACCUGCUCCACAGACCUCAGGACCUCUGACUGGGGCGAAGGUUCACCUUCUAACAGGACAUCGACCCUAAGCACACAGCCAAGACAACACAGGAGUGGCUUCGGGACAAGUCUAUGAAUGUCCUUGAGUGGCCUGCCAGAGCCCGGACUUGAACCCGAUCAAAAAUCUCUGGAGAGACCUGAAAAUAGCUGUGCAGUGACACUCCCCAUCCAACCUGACAGAGCUUGAGAGGAUCUGCAGAAAAGAAUGGGAGAAACUCCCCAAAUACAGGUAUGCCAAGCUUGUAGCGUCAUACCCAAGAAGACUCGAGGCUAUAAUCGCUGUCAAAGGUGCUUCAACAAAGUACUGAGUAAAGGGUCUGAAUACUUAUGUAAAUGUGAUAUUUCUGUUUUUUGUUAUUAUACAUUUGCAAAAAUUUCUAAACACCUGUUUUUGCUUUGUCAUUAUGGGCUAUUGUAUGUAGAUUGAUGAGGGAAAUAGCAAUUUUAUCCAUUUUAGAAUAAAGCUGUAACAUAACAAAAUGUGUUAUAAGUAAAGGGGUCUGAAUACUUUCCGAAUGCACUGUAUGUGGUCUGAACGUAGUGAAAAGUGGAUAUUUUAUCCUGCAAGUCCUGCCGCUUGCUCAGUCAGCGUAUUACAGUUGUGAGGGUUUAUUUAAGUAUUUUGGAAUGCUAAUGUGGAGUGAACCGACUGAGAUUUAAAUAAUUUACGCAAACAGAUUUCGACAAAAUUAAGUCCCAGAAUUCAAAGAUAACAGCAAGAUACCAAUACACUAAUGCUGAAAAUAUUUCACAAAUAGAAACCAUUAGUCAAAUUGACCCCAGAAUUGGUAUAAACUCAAUACAUUAAGUAAUUACUUUAAGAAUGAUUACCUGCUGCAUUCAAAGAUAACCAACCUACAGCACUAGACUAAACUUCACUUGCAUCAUCCUUGUGAUAUUGAGAGAUAAACAUGGUAAUGCUUUCACUGAUUGCACAUAAAGGAGGAUAGUUCCUACAUGAUAGGGCGGCAGGUAGCUUAGUGGUUAAGAGCGUUGUGCCAGUAACCGAAAGGUCGCUGUUUCUAAUCCCCGAGCCGACUAGGUGAAAAAUCUGUCGAUGUGCCCUUGAGCAAGGCACUUAACCCUAAUUGCUCCUGUAAGUCACUCUGGAUAAGAGGGUCUGCUAAAUGACUAAAAUGUAAUAGUGCUUGCUUUGUUAUCCAACUGAUCUUGUGUCCUUUCUGUCAUCCUGUGAAAUGUGUUCAUAGCUGCUCACAGCUAUAUUUCGCUCUCUCUCUCUCCAGCUUCCCUCCCCUUCUGCAAUGAGUGCGGCACUGAGAGGCAUUUCCUGCUACCUGAGAGAGGUACACCAAACACCCCUUUUGCCUCUGUCGGUCUGUCUGACUAUGGUUCAAACAAAAAGCACUGUGCCAACAUCGCACUGCACUUGACUUUUAAAGGCAGUGUAGGCUUGAGCCAAAACCUGGUGGGUCCAUCUUGCUUCAACUGAAACAACUGUUAGCUUUUCCUAUGAGAUAACCUGGCACACUUAGCCCUAUGCUAACACGACCAGCUGUUGGCUCUGCAUUAAAGGCCAAAAUUGGUGAAAGAAAAUUGUGAUAUACAGUGGGGAGAACAAGUAUUUGAUACACUGCCAAUUUUGCAGGUUUUCCUACUUACAAAGCAUGUAGAGGUCUGUAAUUUUUAUCAUAGGUACACUUCAACUGUGAGAGACGGAAUCUGAAACAAAUAUCAAGAAAAUCACAUUGUAUGAUUUUUAAGUAAUUCAUUUGCAUUUUAUUGCAUGACAUAAGUAUUUGAUACAUCAGAAAAGCAGAACUUAAUAUUUGGUACAGAAACCUUUGUUUGCAAUUACAGAGAUCAUACGUUUCCUGUAGGUUUUGACCAGGUUUGCACACACUGCAGCAGGGAUUUUGGCCCACUCCUCCAUACAGACCUUCUCCAGAUCCUUCAGGUUUCGGGGCUGUCGCUGGGCAAUACGGACUUUCAGCUCCCUCCCUUUCUAUUGGGUUCAGGUCUGGAGACUGGCUAGGUCACUCAAGGACCUUGAGAUGCUUCUUACGGAGCCACUCCUUAGUUGCCCUGGCUGUGUGUUUCGGGUCGUUGUCAUGCUGGAAGACCCAGCCACGACCCAUCUUCAAUGCUCUUACUGAGGGAAGGAGGUUGUUGGCCAAGAUCUCGCGAUACAUGGCCCCAUCCAUCCUCCCAAAAAUACGGUGCAGUCGUCCUGUCCCCUUUGCAGAAAAGCAUCCCCAAAGAAUGAUGUUUCCACCUCCAUGCUUCACGGUUGGGAUGGUGUUCUUGGGGUUGUACUCAUCCUUCUUCUUCCUCCAAACACGGCGAGUGGAGUUUAGACCAAAAAGCUCUAUUUUUGUCUCAUCAGACCACAUGACCUUCUCCCAUUCCUCCUCUGGAUCAUCCAGAUGGUCAUUGGCAAACUUCAGAUGGGCCUGGACAUGCGCUGGCUUGAGCAGGGGGACCUUGCGUGCGCUGCAGGAUUUUUAAUCCAUGACGGCGUAGUGUGUUACUAAUGGUUUUCUUUGAGACUGUGGUCCCAGCUCUCUUCAGGUCAUUGACCAGGUCCUGCCGUGUAGUUCUGGGCUGUUCCCUCACCUUCCUCAUGAUCAUUGAUCUUGCAUGGAGCCCCAGACCGAGGGUGAUUGACCGUCAUCUUGAACUUCUUCCAUUUUCUAAUAAUUGCGCCAACAGUUGUUGCCUUCUCACCAAGCUGCUUGCCUAUUGUACUGUAGCCCAUCCCAACCUUGUGCAGGUCUACAAUUUUAUCCCUGAUGUCCCUGGUCUUGGCCAUUGUGGAGAGGUUGGAGUCUGUUUGAACUCUUUACCUGUAUAAAAGACACCUGUCCACACACUCAAACAGGUGCAGUUAGUACAGGUAAUGAGUGGAGAACAGGAGGGCUUCUUAAAGAAAAACUAACAGGUCUGUGAGAGCCGGAAUUCUUACUGGUUGGUAGGUGAUCAAAUACUUAUGUCAUGCAAUAAAAUGCAAAUUAAUUACUUAAAAAUCAUACAAUAUGAUUUUCUUGAUUUUUGUCUAUGAUACAAAUUACAGACCUCUACAUGCUUUGUACAGUGGGGAAAAAAAGUAUUUAGUCAGCCACCAAUUCUGCAAGUUCUCCCACUUAAAAAGAUGAGAGAGGCCUGUAAUUUUCAUCAUAGGUACACGUCAACUAUGACAGACAAAUUGAGAAAAAAUUAUCCAGAAAAUCACAUUGUAGGAUUUUUAAUGAAUUUAUUUGCAAAUUAUGGUGGAAAAUAAGUAUUUGGUCACCUACAAACAAGCAAGAUUUCUGGCUCUCACAGACCUGUAACUUCUUCUUUAAGAGGCUCCUCUGUCCUCCACUCGUUACCUGUAUUAAUGGCACCUGUUUGAACUUGUUAUCAGUAUAAAAUACACCUGUCCACAACCUCAAACAGUCACACUCCAAACUCCACUAUGGCCAAGACCAAAGAGCUGUCAAAGGAACUUUGACAGACAAAAUGAGAAAAAUAAAUCCUGAAAAUCACAUUGUAGGAUUUUUAAUGAAUUUAUUUGCUAAUUAUGGUGGAAAAUAAGUAUUUGGUCAAUAACAAAAGUUUCUCAAUACUUUGUUAUAUACCCUUUGUUGGCAAUGACACAGGUCAAACGUUUUCUGUAAGUCUUCAUAAUGUUUUCACACACUGUUGCUGGUAUUUUGGCCCAUUCCUCCAUGCAGAUCUCCUCUAGAGCAUUGAUGUUUUGGGGCUGUCGCUGGGCAACACGGACUUUCAACUCCCUCCAAAGAUUUUCUAUGGGGUUGAGAUCUGGAGACUGGCUAGGCCUCUCCAGGACCUUGAAAUGCUUCUUACGAAGCCACUCCUUCGUUGCCCGGGCGGUGUGUUUGGGAUCAUUGUCAUGCUGAAAGACCCAGCCACGUUUCAUCUUCAAUGCCCUUGCUGAUGGAAGGAGGUUUUCACUUAAAAUCUCACGAUACAUGGCCCCAUUCAUUCUUUCCUUUACACGGAUCAGUCAUCCUGGUCCCUUUGCAGAAAAACAGCCCCAAAGCAUGAUGUUUCCACCCUCAUGCUUCACAGUAGGUAUGGUGUUCUUUGGAUGCAACUCAGCAUUCUUUGUCCUCCAAAUAUGGCGAGUUGAGUUUUUACCAAAAAUUUCUAUUUUGGUUUCAUCUGACCAUAUGACAUUCUCCCAAUCCUCUUCUGGAUCAUCCAAAUGCACUCUAGCAAACUUCAGACGGGCCUGGACAUGUACUGGCUUAAGCAGGGGGACACAUCUGGCACUGCAGGAUUUGAGUCCCUGGCGGCGUAGUGUGUUACUGAUGGUAGGCUUUGUUACUUUGGUCCCAGCUCUCUGCAGGUCAUUCACUAGGUCCCCCCGUGUGGUUCUGGGAUUUUUGCUCAUUUUUGCUUGUGAUCAUUUUGACCCCACAGGGUGAGAUCUUGCGUGGAGCCCCAGAUCGAGGUAGAUUAUCAGUGGUCUUGUAUGUCUUCCAUUUCCUAAUAAUUGCUCCCACAGUUGAUUUCUUCAAACCAAGCUGCUUACCUAUUGCAGAUUCAGUCUUCCCAGCCUGGUGCAGGUCUACAAUUUUGUUUCUGGUGUCCUUUGACAGCUCUUUGGUCUUGGCCAUAGUGGAGUUUGGAGUGUGACUGUUUGAGGUUGUGGACAGGUGUCUUUUAUACUGAUAACAAGUUCAAACAGGUGCCAUUAAUACAGGUAACGAGUGGAGGACAGAGGAGCCUCUUAAAGAAGAAGUUACAGUUCUGUGAGUGCCAUAAAUCUUGCUUGUUUGUAGGUGACCAAAUACUUAUUUUCCACCAUAAUUUGCAAAUAAAUUCAUUAAAAAUCCUACAAUGUGAUUUUCAGGAUUUUUUUUCUCAAUUUCUCUGUCAUAGUUGAUGAAAAUUACAGGCCUCUCUCAUCUAUUUAAGUGGGAGAACUUGCACAAUUGGUGGCUGACUAAAUACUUUUUUCCCCCACUGUAAGUAGGAAAACCUGCAAAAUCGGCAGUGUAUCAAAUACUUGUUCUCCCCACUGUGUAUAUAUAUAUAUAUAUAUAUAUAUAUAUAUAUAUAUAUAUUGUAUACCACUUUCAUUUAAGGACCGCUGUGCCAUAUACAGUACCAGUCAGAAGUUUGGACACACCUACUCAUUCAAGGGUUUUUCUAUAUUUUUAAUAUUUUCUACAUUGUAGAAUAAUAGUGAAGACAUCAACACUAUGAAAUAACACAUAUGGAAUCAUGUAGUAACCAAAAAAGUGUUAAACAAAUCAAAAUAUAAUUUAUAUUUUAGAUUCUUCAAAGUAGCCACCCUUUGCCUUGAUGACAGCUUUGCACACUCUUGGCAUUCUCUCAACCAGCUUCAUGAACAAUGCUUUUCCAACAGUCUUGAAGGAGUUCCCACAUAUGCUGAGCACUUGUUGGCUGCUUUUCCUUCACUCUGCGGUCCAACUCAUCCCAAACCAUCUCAAUUGGGUUGAGGUCAGGUGAUUGUGGAGGCCAGGUCAUCUGAUGUAGCACUCCAUCACUCUCCUUCUUGGUAAAAUAGCCCUUACACAGCCUGGAGGUGUGUUUUGGGUCAUUGUCCUGUUGAAAAACAAAUAAUAGUCCCAUCAGCGCAAACCAGAUGGGAUGGCGUAUCGCUGCAGAAUGCUGUGGUAGCCAUGCUGGUUAAAUGUGCCUUGAAUUCUAAAUAAACCACAGACAGUGUCACCAGCAAAACACCCCCACACCAUCACACCUCCUCCUCCAUGCAUCACCUACUCUGCGUCUCACAAAGACACUGUGGUUUGGACUCAUCAGACCAAAGGACAGAUUUCCACCAGUCUAAUGUCCAUUGCUCGUGUUUCUUGGCCCAAGCAAGUCUCUUCUUCUUAUUGGUGUCCUUUAGUAGUGGUUUCUUUGCAGCAAUACGACCAUGAAGGCCUGAUUCACGCAGUCUCCUCUGAACAGUUGAUGUUGAGAUGUGUCUGUUACUUGAACUCUGUGAAGCAUUUAUUUGGGCUGUAUUUUCUGAGGCUGGUAACUCUAAUGAACUUAUCCUCUGCAGCAGAGUUAACUCUGGGUCUUCCUUUCCUGUGGCGGUCCUCAUGAGAGCCACUUUCAUCAUAGCGCUUCUGUCACGGUUCUCUAAGACCGAACCCAGAAGCAGACCAGGACAAGGUGAGUUGAACGAAGGUGAGUGUUUAUUUACAGAUUCAAAAGGAUGCAGAAUAAUCCAGGAGACGGAGCGGGUGGCGGAGAUGAGUAGGUGGAGGUGAAGUGGCAGAUUAAAUGAUGGCACUACAGGGGUGCUAGUACUCAGAGGCUGAUACACUGGCAAAACAUACUGUUAAUGGCUAAUGAUCCGGCAGGGAAUGGAUGUCAGGUCAGAGCUUAAGAAGGGGUGAUGAUCAGGACCAGGUGUGCCGAGGCUGAUGAGAAGCAGGUGCGGGUAAUCGAGAGAUCACCCGCCUAGCAACGUCGCCCGGCAACCGGACAGGGUGCGUUCAGGAACCUUCGGGAAAACAGGAGAUACCGAGCAGAAAAAACGGCAACCCAGGCAGGAACAGACUCAGGAUGCAGGGUUCAUGACAGUACCCCCCCCUCCGAUGAACGCCACCGGGCGGACUACCCGGAGCGCCAGGAUGGAGGCGGUUAGAAGUCACGAAGGAGGUCAGCAUCAAGGAUCUGACGCCGAGGAAUCCAACUCCUCUCCACAGGACCAUACCCCUCCCAGUCCACGAGAUACUGGAAACCCCGGCCCCGCCGUCUGGAAUCCAUGAUGCGGCGCACCGUAUAGACAGGACCUCCUCCGAUCAUCCGAGGAGGAGGAGGAGGCGGAGGGGGCAACAGAGGGCUGAGGAGAACAGGCUUGAGGCAGGAGACAUGGAAGGUGGGAUGGACUCUGAGCGUCCUAGGCAACUUGAGUCGAACCACAACCGGAUUGAUCACUCUCUCCACCACAAACGGACCAAUGAACCUCGGCGACAGUUUCCUUGACUCAGUCCGCAGAGGGAGGUCCCGUGUAGCCAACCAGACCCUAUCUCUGAUGGCAUAAGCGGGGGCUGGAAUACGGCGAUGAUUCGCCUGGAGCUGAUACCGGUCAGAAAACUCGAAGGAGGGCCUUUCUGGCCCGAUGCCAGGUCCGGUGGCAACGACGAAUGUGGGCCUGGACAGAGGGAACCGAGAGAUCCUUCUCCUGAGAAGGAAACAGGGGGGGUUGGUAGCCGUAUAGGCACUGGAAGGGAGACAUCCCAGUGGCAGAAGUAGGGAGAGUAUUGUGGGCAUACUCAACCCCAAGGCAACUGAGAGACCCAAGAGGUGGGGUUGGAGGAAACAAGGCAGCGCAGCGUGGAUUCCAUCUUCUGGUUGGCUCUCUCCGCCUGUCCGUUGGAUUGGGGGUGAAAUCCAGAUGUGAGACUGACUGUAGCUCCAAUGGCCAAACAGAAGGACUUCCAGACAGCAGAGGUGAACUGAGGACCACGGUCGGAAACUAUGUCACUGGGCAAUCCAUGAACCCUGAAAAACCUCCCUAACCAGGAUCUUGGACGUCUCAGAGGCAGAGGGAUGGGCACAAAGUGGGCGAACUUGCUGAAUCUGUCCACAAUAGUCAGAAUGACCGUGUUCCCCUCAGAAGAGGGCAACCCAGUGACAAAGUCCAGGGCCAGAUGCGACCAUGGUCGCCGGGGGGAUAGGUAGGGGGUGAAGAAGUCAAGAGCUGGGCCGAUUGGCACUCUUGUUCUGCGCACAAACUGGACAGGCAGCAACAAACCUCAGAGUAUCUUCUCCCAUGGCAGGCCACCAAAAUCGUCUGCGUAGAACCGCCAUCGUCCGAGCCACGCCAGGGUGGCAAGCCAUCUUGCUGGCGUGGGACCAUUGGAGGACAGCCGAACGGACCGACUCAGGCACAAACAACCGACCGGGUGGACCGUUACCGGGGCCGGGCUGCGUCCGAAGGGCCGCCAUAACCUCCUCCUCAAUCCUCCACAUAACGGCUCCUACGACAAGAUUCCGGGGAAGAAUCGUCUCAGUCUUGGCCCCACUCUCCUCCGUCUUGGAGAACAUCCGGGACAAGGCGUCCGCCUUGCCGUUCUUAGACCCCGGUCGGAACGUCAAGGAAAAAUUAAAGCGUCCAAAAAACAACGACCACCUGGCCUGACGGGAGUUGAGACGUUUAGCCGAUUGCACGUAAGCAAGAUUGUUGUGGUCAGUCCAGACAACAAACGGUUGCUCCGCCCCCUCCAACCAGUGGCGCCACUCCUCCAAGGCAAGUUUCACUGCGAGAAGCUCCCGGUUACCCACAUCGUAGUUCCUCUCCGCAGACGAAAGACGACGAGAGUAGUAGGCGCAGGGAUGGAGUUUACCGUCAGUGGAGCAUCGCUGGGACAGGAUGGUGCCAACCCCCACAUCAGACGCAUCCACCUCAACGACAAACUGACGGGCAGUGUCAGGUUGAGAGAGAAUCGGAGCGUUGGUGAAUCGCCUCUUCAAAUCCAGAAAUGCUCGGUCCGCCUCAGGAUUCCAACUGAAGGUUCUGGUACUAGAAGUCAGGGCAGUUAAAGGAGCGGCCACACGGCUGUAGUCAUGGAUAAAUCUACGAUAGAAAUUCGCAAACACCAGAAACCUCUGGAGCUGCAAUCUCGUACCGGGCUGGGCCCAAUCCAGAACCGCCCUAACCUUCUCUUGGUCCAUCGUAAUCUCUCCCCUGGAGAUGAUGUACCCGAGGAAGGAUGUAGUGUGGGUGUGGAAUUCACACUUCUCGGCCUUCACAAACAGGCGAUUCUCCAACAAUCGCUGCAGAACCUGCUUGACAUGCUGGACGUGGCUGGAAGGCUCCUUAGAGAAGAUAAGAAUGUCAUCCAGGUAAACGAACACAAAAAUACCGAUCAUAUCUCUCAGGACAUCAUUCACCAUACUCUGGAACACUGCUGGAGCAUUGGUCAGUCCAAACGGCAUCACCUGAUACUCGAAAUGACCCAUCGGUGUAUUGAAACCAGUCAACCACUCGUCACCCUCUCUGAUCCGGACCAGAUGAUACACAUUGCGUAGGUCCAGCUUGGUGAACACCGUAGCACCCUGUAAGGAGUCGAAAGCAGAGCUCAUCAAGGGCAGGGGAUACUUGUUCUUGACCGUGAUAUCAUUCAACCCCCGAUAAUCAAUACAAGGUCGAAGAGAGCCAUCCUUCUUACUCACAAAGAAGAAUCCUGCCCCCAGGGGUGAUGACGAGGGACGAAUGAGACCAGCAGCUAGGGACUCCUUUAUGUAGGUCUCCAAAGCUUCACGUUCAGGUCGGGAGAUGCUGUAUAACCGUCCCUUGGGAAAGACAGCUCCAGGGAACAGGUUUAUGGCACAAUCAUAUGGUCGGUGGGGAGGGAGUGACAGAGCCCUCUGCUUACUGAACACCUCCCCCAAAUCGUGAUAUGUUUCGGGGACCAGGGACAAAUCUGGGGGGUUAGCCUCAAUGACCUGACUGGGAACAGAAUGGGAACAGGCAGUCUUGAGGCAGUUAGCAUGGCAAUCAAUGCUCCAACUAGUUACCUUGCCAGUCACCCAAUCGAACGUGGGAUUGUGUUCCUUCAGCCAGGGGUAUCCAAGGACCAGAGGAACAUGGGGAGAAGGCAGAAUGAAGAAUGAGAUAACCUCAGAAUGAUUCCCUGACAACAGCAUCUUAACCGGUUCAGUCCUCAUCGUGAUACGUGCCAGACUACUGCCGUUCAGAGUGGUAGCUUCAAUGGCUUCCGGUAGUCGCUCCUUGGGAAGCCCCAGCUGUUCCACCACGUCGGCAUCAAUAAAGCUGCCAUCGGCACCUGAAUCGAUGAAAGCGUUAAUCGCUAAACUCUGAUUCCUGUUCAUGAGGGUAGCCGGGAAACGGGGUCUGACAGGGCUAUUGAGAGGUUGAAACCGGCUCGCUAAAUGUCCUCCCAAACUUAGUGAGCCGGGCAGUUUGACGGCCGCUGGGAACAAGUGGAGAUGUAAUGUCCCGAACUACCACAGUAGAGGCAGCGGUUGGUCUCACGUCUAUGUUGGCGCUCCUCCUUGGUUAACCCGUGCCGCCCCACUUGCAUGGGUUCAGAAUCUGGAGGCAGGACCUCUCCACUAAUCCCGUGUGGUGGACAAAGAUCGACGCGUUCUGGUCCACCUCCUGACCCGACUGGGAACCGAGAAGCUGAUUGAUUGGACGGGCCCCAUUGCUUCUCCCUCCUUCUCUCUCGAACUCUGUUAUCCACCCGAAUAGACAAAGCGACCAAACUGUCCAGGUCACUAGGCUCCAGAUAGGAGAUCAGCUCAUCCUUGAGUUGCUCCGACAACCCCUGAUAAAAGGCCGCUUGCAGUGACUCUUCAUUCCACCCACUCUCCACAGCCAAUGUCCUGAAUUCGAUAACGAAGUCGGCAACUCUGCGAGCUCCUUGGUGAAGAGAAAACAGGCGUUUAGCUGCGUCCUUCCCUCAGACAGGAUGGUCAAACAGCUUCCUCAUCUCUGCCGUGAACUCCUGGUAUGAAGCCAUGCAGGUGUCCUGUCGUUCCCAUACGGCUGAAGCCCACUCCAGGACUCUACCACGCAGCAAUUCAAUGACAAAGGCUAUCCUAGCCUUGUCUGUGGCAUAAGAGUGGGGCUGUAGAUCGAACACUAAUCCACACUGCCUAAGAAAGGAACGGCAUCUUCCCAAAUCCCCCUCAUAUUUAUCAGGCGUCGGAACCUUGGGCUCAGGGAAGGGCACAGCUCCAGAAGCGGCAGGCGAGAUGGGAGAAACCGGUGGUGGAUUCUCCACCGGCAAACUGAGCUGAGCCUGGAUCUUCGUCAGACUGGUAGAAAAGUUCCGAACUGACAACGCUAUCUCCUGUAGCGCCGUGCUAUGUUGUCCCAACAUCUUCUCCUGAUGGGUAAUGGCAUGGCGAACAGAGUCCAGGUCCGCUGGGUUCAUUUCUGGCCGGAUCGUUCUGUCACGGUUCUCUAAGACCGAACCCAGAAGCAGACCAGGACAAGGUGAGUUGAACGAAGGUGAGUGUUUAUUUACAGAUUCAAAAGGAUGCAGAAUAAUCCAGGAGACGGAGCGGGUGGCGGAGAUGAGUAGGUGGAGGUGAAGUGGCAGAUUAAAUGAUGGCACUGCAGGGGUUGGGUGAAGGUUCCGGGAGAAUGACUGUAGACAGAAAAAAACUGAGGGUAAGUACAAGGCAGGUCAACAAGGUGCAAAAAACAACAAAACUAACGCUAGUACUCAGAGGCUGAUACACUGGCAAAAACAUACUGUUAAUGGCUAACGAUCCGGCAGGGAAUGGAUGUCAGGUCAGAGCUUAAGAAGGGGUGAUGAUCAGGACCAGGUGUGCCGAGGCUGAUGAGAAGCAGGUGCGGGUAAUCGAGAGAUCACCCACCUAGCAACGUCGCCCGGCAACCGGACAGGGUGCGUUUAGGAACCUUCGGGAAAACAGGAGAUACCGAGCAGAAAAAACGGCAACCCAGGCAGGAACAGACUCAGGAUGCAGGGUUCAUGACAGCUUCAUGGUUUCUGCGACUGCACUUGAAGAAACGUUCAAAGUUCUUGAAAUGUUCAGAAUUAACUGACCUUAAUGUCUUAAAGUAAUGAUGGACUGUCGUUUCUCUUUGCUUAUUUGAGCUGUUUUUGCCAUAAUAUGGACUUGGUCUUUUACCAAAUAGGGCUAUCUUUUGUAUACCAACCCUACCUUGUCACAACACAACUGAUUGGCUCAAACGCAUUACGAAGGAAAGAAAUUCCACAAAUUAACUUUUAAGAAGGCACACCUGUUAAUUGAAAUGCAUUCCAGGUGACUACCUCAUGAAGCUGGUUGAGAGAAUGCCAAAAGCUGUCAUCAAGGCAAAGGGUGGCUAUUUGAAGAAUCUCAAAUAUAAAAUAUAUUUUGAUUUGUUUAACACUUUUUUGGUUACUACAUGAUUCCAUAUGUGUUAUUUCCUAGUGUUGAUGUCUUCACUAUUAUUCUACAAUGUAGAAAAUAGUAAAAAUAAAGAAAAACCCUGGAAUGAGUAGGUGUGUCCAAACUUUUGACUGGUACUGUAUGUAUGAAAUUAGUUUUGAUUUAGAAUGAACCAUUAUCAUGCACCUGUCUCAGAACAGGGACAGGGGGAGAAAAAAAUACAUGUCAUCUAUGCACUUUCCCGUGGUUCAUUUUCAUGACAGCCAGGUAGGCUAUACUCCUGUUGUAAAGCGAAGCAAUGUGCUUAAUAUUAGGAAUGUUGAGAAAUAAAUAUAGUAGGUCUAGCCUAUAGAAAGCUGAUGGGAUCCUCCUCUUUUCAAUAGAGACCAUCAAAACUCUGUUUUCUCAUGCAAUUGCAUAGUUUAUAGAAAUGUUGCGCAACAUGAGCUCAUUGGCUCUCAUGAAGUGCUUGAAUGUUUUUUAUUACAUUUGCAUUGAUGUCAGAGUGAUUAAAGGGACAAUAGAGUGCUGAGUACCAGGUAGUUAGCAAGUUUGGUAUGCUACUAAUGACCAUUAUCAGCAUCAGAGUUUGGAGAAGCCUAGUUACCUUUACUAAACGGUUACGUGGAAUUUGACUGUGGUCAUGCCUCGUGACCACCGGUGUUGCGGUAAUAUGGUCACUGUAACAGCCCUAAUCAAAGGUUGGUGAAUUUAUGCGCUCACAAAAUAACAAGAAAUAGACAUACAUGUAAGGGGGGUAAAAAUGGAUGUGGAAUAUAGACGAAUGUACGCUUCACUAUAAAUACAUGUAUGUAGCUCGGCUCUGCCUGUGGCCAUGGAGUGACUCAUGCUUCCCUGAGAUGUUGCAUCUCAUCAUUCUUAGCUUCUUUGAGUGGCUGCUCCCUCGCUUUUAUUUUCUAUUCCUUCAUCCAUCAAUCUUAAUGUGAUGUGGCAUGAUGCGUACCGCACUGUGCUUGCUAUCAGACUCUUUCAUCACAAUAGUCAGUCUGUAAGACACACAAGGGGAUGAAUGAAUGGAUAAACUUUAUUGAUCCCCAGAGGGGAAAUUGGGCUUGUCACCAGCAUAAGAAUAUUGGCGGACUUACCAUUAGGAUGAUGUAAGGCAAUUGUCUCACAUCAUCAAGGGGCCUCGUGAGCUGGGCAUAAUAAAAAAUAUAUAAUACUACUAGACCCCCCCCCCCCCAUGCUCUGCCUGCUAGAGCGACACCUCUCUCUGCUUCUUCUUUUUCUUAUUUUUUGUCCGGUUUCCGGCAGACUAGACGCUUUAUUGCGUAUUGCUGCCUUUCACAGUUCGGAAAAUGCAUUGCACAUUUUGUUCACAAAAAAGGGAAAAGGGAAAUGGGCAACACCUCUCUGUCUCUUCUCUCCCUCACGCUUUAUCAGCUACGGUUAAUAAAGUAGUUUAAAAAUGGACUUUUCCGCUGUUUCCUUCGUUAGGAUCGGACCAGGUCUACAGUACUAAACAAAAGUUUGGACACACCUACUCAUUCAAGGGUUUUUCUUUAUUUUUACUAUUUUCUACAUUGUAGAAUUAUAGUGAAGACAUCAAAACUAUGAAAUAACACAUAUGAAAUCAUGCAGUAACCAAAAAAGUGUUAAACAAAUCAAAAUAUAAUUUAUAUUUUAGAUUCUUCAAAGUAGCCACCCUUUGCCUUGAUGACAGCUUUGCACACUCUUGGCAUUCUCUCAACCAACUUCACCUGGAAUGCUUUUCCAACGGUCUUCAAGGAGUUUCCCACAUAUGCUGAGCACUUUCUGCCGUCUGACUCAUCCCAAACCAUCUCAAUUGGGUUGAGGUCAGGGGAUUGUGGAGGCCAGGUCAUCUGAUGCAGCACUCCAUCACUCUCCUUCUUGGUAAAAUAGCCUUUACACAGCCUGGAGGUGUGUUGGGUCAUUGUCCUGUUGAAAAACAAAUAAUAGUCCCACUAAGCCCAAACCAGAUGGGAUGACGUAGAGCUGCAGAAUACUGUGGUAGCAAUGCUGGUUAAGUGUGCCUUGAAUUCUAAAUAAAUCACAGACAGUGUCACCAGCAAAGCACCCCCACACCAUAACUCCUCCUCCUCCAUGCUUUACGGUGGGAACUACACAUGCGGAGAUAAUCCGUUCACCCACACCACGUCUCACAAAUACACGGCGGUUAGACCCAAAAAUCUCCAAUUUUGACUCCAGACCAAAGGCCAUAUUUCCACCGGUCUAAUGUCCAUUGCUCGUGUUUCUUGGCCCAAGCAGGUCUCUUCUUCUUAUUGGUGUCCUUUAGUAGUGGUUUCUUUGCAGCAAUUUGACCAUGAAGGCCUGAUUCACACGGUCCCCUCUGAACAGUUGAUGUUGAGAUGUGUCUGUUAGUUGAAUUCUGUGAAGCAUUUAUUUGGGCUGUAUUUUCUGAGGCAGGUAACUCUAAUGAACUUACUUGCAGCAGAGGUAACUCUGGGUCUUCCUUUCCUGUGGCAGUCCUCAUGAGAGCCAGUUUCAUCAUAGUGCUUCAUGGUUUUUGCGACUGCACUUGAAGAAACUUUCAAAGUUCUUGACAUUUUCCAGAUUGACUGACCUUCAUGUCUUAAAGUAAUGAUGGACUGUCGUUUCUCUUUGCUUAUUUUAGCUGUUUUUGACAUAAUAUGGACUUGGUCUUUUACCAAAUAGGUCUAUCUUCUGCAUACCAACCCUACCUUGUCACAACACAACUGAUUGGCUCAAACGCAUUAAGAAGGAAAGAAAUUCCACAAAUUAACUUUUAAGAAGGCACACCUGUUAAUUGAAAUGCAUUCCAGGUGACUACCUCAUGAAGCUGGUUGAGAGAAUGCCAAGAGUGUGCAAAGCUGUCAUCAAGGCAAAGGAUGGCUAUUUGAAGAAUCUCAAAUAUAACAUAUAUUUUGAUUUGUUUAACACUUAUUUGAUUACUACAUGAUUCCAUAUGAAGAUGCUGGAGGAAACAGGUACAAAAGUAUCUAUAUCCACAGUAAAACGAGUCCUAUAUCGACAUAACCUGAAAGGCCGCUCGGCAAGGAAGAAGCCACUGCUCCAAAACCGCCAUAAAAAAGCCAGACUACGGUUUACAACUGCACAUGGGGACAAAGAUCGUACUUUUUGGAGAAAUGUCCUCUGGUCUGAUGAAACAAAAAUAUAACUGUUUGGCCAUAAUGACCAUCGUUAUGUUUGGAGGAAAAAGGGGGUUGCUUGCAAGCCGAAGAUCACCAUCCCAACCGUGAAGCAACCGUGAAGCCAUCCCAAUGUAUUGACAUGUUUCAACCCAAAGGCUAUUGUCUUAUGUCAGAUAACGUGUUCGUCUGUACUGAUGGACUAGCAACGCGCAGUAGUGAUGCACCUGUUGGAAGACAAUGUCCCAAUGCAGUAAUUCAACAAUGGCACACAUCUUUUGCUAACAUGACACUGUAUCCAUAAGUAUUAAAAAUACUUUAUGUAAGGCAUAAAUGCCAAAGUUAUGUACAUUGCCUUGAGAGUUAAUGUACAGAACGGAGCUGUUUAUCCCACUUAUACCACCCACAAUUGCUUAAGAAAACAAUAUGAAAGCACACAUUUACCGGUAUAAAUACUUUUCUUUAGUUAAUAUUUUCAUUUUUAUAAGCUAAUUCAUACUUUCUCAUCUUUUGGUUGCUAGAGUCACGACCCAGUCGUUCGUUCAAUUAGUUCAAAAUGUAUGGACGCAUCCCAGUCGUUCGUUCUUUAUAUUCCGUUGCCAUGCUCGCUGGCAAUGUUCUUAUCCCUUGCUUGCUAGCUAGUCAGCUACCUACGGCUAACACAGUCACGACCUCUGCAGCCAAAAUAACAGCAAAGUAGCUGUUUUCUAUUGACAUUCAUUUGGAUACAUCCAUAACAAUGAGCUGAUAAUGCCCAAUUUUGCCUGGCAUAGCUAGAAAAGUUAGCCUUCUCUUCAGGACACUCAACACUGUUCGUUACGAGGAGAUCACAUUGCAUAUCAAACACAACUAGUUUGUUGCUAGCAAACCUGCCAAUAUGACAACCAAAUUCAAAAAUAUUAGUUUCUGAAAACAGCUGGUCAAAUUAGAAACGUGGGAGUAUUUGACAGCAUAGAGCCACUUGUGUCAUGACUGCAACAGUAGGGACCAGAGAAAAUCAUUUUCAUCACUCACCACGUUAGGUCAUCAGAUGCUCCAAAAAAAUAUGUCUCUGCAAAAACAAAUCAAUGCUAGCUAGCUAAGUUUUUCCUCGUUGGACCUGCGUUUACAAUGUGUUCAAUUUCGGUUUGUGUGGUUGUUGGUUUAGCUUUCUGUAACUUUGUAGCAAGUACGGUCUGAAUGUGUAGCCGCUUAUUGCAUAAUGAUUGCAAGGUGUCCCAAUAUCUUGUACAACUGUCCCGAUAUCUUUUCCAACCGUUCUGUUAUCUGGUUUUAAUGUCCAUUCUAGAAUGCCCUUCUAACCAAUCAGAAACGAGUAUUCAACAAUGUUGUGGUAUAACUAUAUUAUAAUACCAUAAGCCGUAAACUUGCGGUGGGUCUGCUCCUACAUUCUUUCACAGAUGUUGUCCUUUUAGGCUCAAAAGAAGCACUUCAUCCAGGGACAUGCCACUGGCCCCAAUUAUUUGAGUGGAAUUCCACACUCAAAUAUUUUCAAGCUUUUAAUUAGACAGAUUAUAAACCAUUUAUGAUGGUUGCAGUCCACAAAGAUUAAAUUGCAUAGAAUCGAAUUAAUCAUAUCCAUUAAGUUACUGCCUAUAGAACAGGGUUUCGCUAAUGUAUAUACUAUAUAACGCUAUACCCUUCCAAUACAGGUUAGUUCAAUCAGUUUUGAUAACUUUUUUUGACCCUGCACAUCCUUUUUCCCAACGACUUGCUGCUAGGUCCUUUCAGCUAGUAGUUGCUAUGUCAACAUCAUGUCUGACGAAUGCUGUGACUGCUAACUUAAGUCCCUUCAGUACAGACACAAAAGGUCAAUACACAAUCUCUCACUCUCUCUCCUUUUCUCUCUACCACGUUUUCUCAAUGUCCCUCUCUCUCAGUGGGAGAGUGAACAGCAGAGGAGUCUGGAGGAGAGGGGUCGUCUGCUGCUCUGCCUGCAGUUCCUCCCCCCGUCCAGUGAGGUCGAUAAGGCCAAAGGGGAGGCCAAGGAGAGGGCCCGCGGAGGGCUCUGUGUGGGUGUGCAACGCUGCGCCCACCUAGCAGCCAUGGACGUCAACGGAUUCUCGGACCCCUACGUCAAAACGUGAGUAUAGGCUUUGACCCUGAUACCAAUACUAGACCUGGGUUGUGUUCAUUAGAGCACAACGCAGCAAAACGUUUUGCAACGGAAAUGAAAAUUAGUGUUUCUUAUUGUACAAGUUCCCCGUUUCACACGUUUUCGUACCGUUUUUCUUGUGUACAAAUGUUUUGUUUUCUUUUAAAUAUUUAAGAUGCGCUUGAUUGAGCUUGAAUGGUGUAACAGAACAAAUGGAAUAGUGCCAAAAGUGAAAACUCCUACCAUUCGGCACUCCAGGCAGGCUCAAUGAAAGGUUCAAAGUAUCUGAAAGAAAACAAAUACGUUAUUAUUUCCAGUGGGCAUGAGGGGUAGAAAGAGAUGCAGUGUACAGGGAGUUAUGGUUAUUGAGAUGACCAUCUUACUGUAGGUGCCCUUUGAGUAACAUACAGAGAUUUAUGGACUGGAGCCUUUGCACAAUUGCAUUUCAAAAGUAAUUGAGAGAGAGAGAGUGUGUGUAUGUACAUGCAUGUGUGUGUGUGCAAGCCAUGGCUAGUGAGAUGUGGAAUUGUUCCCAGCGUGACUGAUGCAUCCUGACAGAAAUCGGACAAAGGAACUGAACAUUUCAUCCCUUGUCAAUGUGUUCACUUGAAUGCCGUCACUGGCCUUGAGCUUUCCCUGGAAUUAGUAAAAAACAGUGGCCGUGCCGAGCAAACAUCUCACUUUACCUCCCUUUCACACGUACAUAAACACACACGUACACACUUUCUUGGAGAAAUAUGCCAAAUAAAUAUGCCCUCAGGUUAAAGUACAAGCAAGGCAUACCAAUAAACAUGCUACCGUUUUCCUACCGCCAGUGCACACAAUCAAAUGUCUGUCCUGUAGACGCUUUCUCUCUCACACACACACGCUCAUGCACACACACACACACACUCAUGCAUGCAGACACAAACUCAUGCAUGCACACACACACAGGCAUACACACACACGCAGCAUCUCAUUCUGUUUCUUCUCUCGCUCUCUCUCUCUACCUCGCUCUCUCGCUCUUUGUUCUGUAUUAGCACUCAGUAAAUUCCCCAUCUGUUUUGUUGUGUCUGAGUGUGGGGGAGAACAUCAGGUCUUCGUGCUGCGGGGUGGUGGGUGGAAAAUGUGUGUGAGGGAAAUGCAGAACACUAGCUUUCUGUCAGUUUAGAUAUUAGAGAAUGUGUCAGAGCACAGCGAGAGAUACUCGGCACAGUUAAAGAUUCUACUGUGUAGCUUAAGUCUCAGACCAUAAGAUAAUAUGAUUUCACGUUCAGAAUUGUCCUUGUUAUGACACACAUAGCUAGAAAUGUAAUAUACAGUAUAGAUUGGGACAUGGGCGGCGUACCAAAUAGUACCCUAUUCCCUAUAUAGUCCAUUACGUUUGACCAGGGCCUAUAGGAUCUGGUCAAAUGUGAAUAGGGUGCAAUUGGGACACAACCAUAGUUUCUUAUGCUGUAUGAUGACAGAAUCAUAUCUACCCUAUAAAUGAUGGGGUCUUUACAUUUGGAAUGUAACAAUAUCACGCUCCGAAGGUUAUGUUUGAGAUUUCAUGUGUUUCAGAAGAUGUUUAUACGCUGUAUAUGCAUUUCUACAUUAUAAGUCUGCAUAUCUGCAAAAGUUUCAGUGGAUGGGGAUUUGCAAUUACAAUAGCAGCAAGAAAUCAUGCAGAAUGUAGCUUUAAACACGACCUUGCCUUAGGAAUGACAAUGGCAAAUGGCACCCUAUUCCCUACAUAGUGCACCAGUUUGGACUGCAUAAUGAAUUGAGUUUGUGUUUUCUUAAUGGAGUGUGACAGCCUCACAUUACUCUGUAUCAGGUACCUCAAGCCAGACCUGCAGAAGAAAUCCAAGCAUAAAACAGCCGUCAUAAAAAAGACUCUUAACCCUGAGUUUAAUGAGGUAGAGCUCAGUGUGUGUGUUUAUACUGUACAUGUGUGUUUGUGUGUGUGUGUGUGUGGUUCUUGUGCUUGUGUGUGCAAGAUAGAAUCUGUGCGAAUUGUGCAGUGUGUGUGUUCAUGUGCAUGCUUGUAUGUGUUCUUGUGCUUGUGUGUGUUCUUGUGUUUGUGUGCAUGUGUGUGUUUGUGAAACCUGCGGUGUGUACCGAGCAGUGGCAUGAAGACAGCUUAUUAGGACUAUAAUCAGUCCUCGGAGACACAAUCAGCCUUUUGUUUUCGCAUCAUUUCUCUAAAAUGCCCAAUUAUAUACCGGUAUUUGUACAAUACAGCGCUUACAUUUCACAUUGUAGUCAUUCAGAGGAUGCUCAUACCUGUGCCGUUUGCACUGCAAACAUACUAAUAAAUGGUUUGAACAACAGUGCAAUAUAAAUAAAAUAUAAACACUUUCUUGAAGUGUUCAGUGUUAUGACUCAUGAACAAAUUCUUCACUAAACACUAUUUUAAGGGAAAACAUAAGUCAAGCAAUAUCAUUGUAUAAAUGACUGGUGUUACAUACUGUAUAUGCAUAUUACACUUGAGUUUCUCUGCUCCAGUUCUGGGGACAGCCACUGUGUGGGUUCUCAUUUCAACCAAUCACUUCUACAGCCUGAGUGCCAGUCUGUUUUUGUUAUCAUGUGCAAACAGAUCUGGGAGCAGGCUAUCAGUUAUGCCGGGCAUACAUUACACAACUUCUAAAAUCUUAACAACUUGGACGUGCUCACAUUUUGCGAUUUCCUUGUCCCAAAUCUUUCAUUCCGUCCACUCUCAAACCCAGGACGUGGGUGCUCACAUUACACAAUGAUACCCUAGUUGAUCCUUCCCUGCGUUUCUUGGUUGUCGUAGGAAAAAAAUGCAGACACGCAAACAGUGAGCUAAAAAAAAAUAUAUUAUGUGUAGAAACAUCAAAAAAUUGAUUUCACGGAGGUGCAGAAUAUGGGCUUAAUAUUAAAGAAUAACGAUAAUAUGAAAUUAUAUUUUUGGUUUCUGUCAUGGUAGGACGCAGAUGUAAUAUUGGUGGAGUUUGUUUUGCAUGGCACGGUGCCCCGGGUGGGUGGAUAUAUCACUCAAGGACCAAUGAAAUGUUCAAAAAUAAUAAAAUCCCGCCCAACCAGGGCAACGGGCCAUGUAAAACGAACUCGCACAUUGAAACGCAGCUGCGUUCUUUCCACAGCUCCACCAAUCUGUCUUCCAUCACCUCUGUACACACGGUGCGCGUUCUUGUUGCUUUCCUCUUCGCCAUCAUUGUUUUGGUCUCACAUGCUGCAUGCUCAUUGGCUAUUGGCAGCAGUCCUUGGCCAAUCGCAACGUAGCACUGCUCAUACUACAGCAUGACCAAACUACACGUGUCCCGAUGUACUGAUCCUAGCCCAAAUUCAUAGGAUUUCACCCCGAUCAUGAAAAUUCAUCUGGGACAGCAAAAAGGUGGCAAAUUCGUGACAAAAUCAUGUAGUGUAUGCCUGGCAUUACAGUAUAUUCUUUUAAUCAGAUAAAGAUAGUCAUGUUUGUUUUCUGUUUAAGGACCGAUUUCCGAGAUCCAGAUUAAGCUUUGUCCUGGACUAAAAGGAAUCCAGGACUAUACUUACUAUAGGCGAUUGUAGGUGAUUAUCAAUAUAUUUUAGUUGAUUGGUUUUGUUGAACUGUGCAGAUACUAAUUGUCUAACUCUGCUGGAGUCUUCACUGUAUUGGCCAUCGAGGCUGCGUCCUAUGCACUGCUUUAAAAAAUAAUGUAGCUAUAUAUAGAUAGAUAUCUGCUGCUUAUAUGUCUUGCAUUCCCAAACAAAUUCACAAAAGGGCAGUUUAGCCAAGCAGAAAUAAUGACAAUGUAAAGUAUGACCCAAAAGGACCAAUAAAAUAAAUAUAUUUUGUCUCUCUUUUCAAGGUGUCCCCCUUCCUCUCAGAGCUAGUAGCUAGGUGGAAAUUCAGUAGGGCCGGAAUGAUACCAGUUUCGCGAUACUCGUUAUUAUCAUGGCAAGGAAACAAAACACGAAGCAAAUUUAACUUCUUUAGGAAAAACAGCCCUAAUGUUGGAAACGAACAUAAUUUGUCACAUGUAUUUAUUUUCAAGCUAUAGCAUACAAUAUUUUACACACAGCAAGUUUUUAAAGAACCAAAGAGUUUGGUCUGCUUCGUGAUUUCAUUUUUGGUAUCUUCCCGGCCCUGAAAUACAGGGUUGCAAAGUCAUUCGAAAGUUUCCGCAACAAUUGCCAAACAACACUAGCCAAAAGAACACACGCAAUUGUGGAGCUGGCUAAUUGUAAUGCACACAUGGCAACAACCACCCUGACCACCUCUACUCAUUACCAACACUGUGCCGGGAUUCAAUCCAAGGCACAUUACAGAGCAGCGCACUGGACUACUGACAAUGUGCCUUUUAAAGGCAAUUUCACCUUUUUAAAAGGCAAUGGUUUGCAUUGUUAGUAUUUCCACUUGGCUAAACAACUCUCUGUUUGGGAAUUUGUUUGGGAAUGCAAGACUUAUAAGCAGCAGAUACACUAUAUACAGUGGGGAGAACAAGUAUUUGAUACACUGCCGAUUUUGCAGGUUUUCCUACCUACAAAGCAUGUAGAGGUCUGUAAUUUUUAUCAUAUCAAAAAAAUCAAGAAAAUCACAUUGUAUGAUUUUUAAGUAAUUCAUUUGCAUUUUAUUGCAUGACAUAAGUAUUUGAUCACCUACCAACCAGUAAGAAUUCCAGCUCUCACAGACCUCUCCUGGAGUGGCCUAGCCAGUCUCCAGACCUGAACCCAAUAGAAAAUCUUUGGAGGGAGCUGAAAGUCUGUAUUGCCCAGCGACAGCCCCGAAACCUGAAGGAUCUGGAGAAGGUCUGUAUGGAGGAGUGGGCCAUAAUCCCUGCUGCAGUGUGUGCAAACCUGGUCAAGACCUACAGGAAACGUAUGAUCUCUGUAAUUGCAAACAAAGGUUUCUGUACCAAAUAUUAAGUUGUGCUUUUCUGAUGUAUCAAAUACUUAUGUCAUGCAAUAAAAUGCAAAUUAACUACUUAAAAAUCAUACAAUGUGAUUUUCAGGAUUUUUGUUUUAGAUUCCGUCUCUCACAGUUGAAGUGUACCUAUGAUAAAAAUUACAGACCUCUACAUGCUUUGUAAGUAGGAAAACCUGCAAAAUCGGCAGUGUAUCAAAUACUUGUUCUCCCCACUGUAUAUAUACAGUGGGGAAAAAAAGUAUUUAGUCAGCCACCAAUUGUGCAAGUUCUCCCACUUAAAAAGAUGAGAGAGGCCUGUAAUUUUCAUCAUAGGUACACGUCAACUAUGACAGACAAAAUGAGAAAAACAUUUCCAGAAAAUCACAUUGUAGGAUUUUUAAUGAAUUUAUUUGCUAAUUAUGGUGGAAAAUAAGUAUUUGGUCAAUAACAAAAGUUUCUCAAUACUUUGUUAUAUACCCUUUGUUGGCAAUGACACAGGUCAAACGUUUUCUGUAAGUCUUCACAAGGUUUUCACACACUGUUGCUGGUAUUUUGGCCCAUUCCUCCAUGCAGAUCUCCUCUAGAGCAGUGAUGUUUUGGGGCUGUUGCUGGGCAACACGGACUUUCAACUCCCUCCAAAGAUUUUCUAUGGGGUUGAGAUCUGGAGACUGGCAAGGCCACUCCAGGACCUUGAAAUGCUUCUUACAAAGCCACUCCUUCGUUGCCCGGGCGGUGUGUUUGGGAUCAUUGUCAUGCUGAAAGACCCAGCCACGUUUCAUCUUCAAUGCCCUUGCUGAUGGAAGGAGGUUUUCACUCAAAAUCUCACGAUACAUGGCCCCAUUCAUUCUUUCCUUUACACGGAUCAGUCGUCCUGGUCCCUUUGCAGAAAAACAGCCCCAAAGCAUGAUGUUUCCACCCCCAUGCUUCACAGUAGGUAUGGUGUUCUUUGGAUGCAACUCAGCAUUCUUUGUCCUCCAAACACGACGAGUUGAGUUUUUACCAAAAAGUUAUAUUUUGGUUUCAUCUGACCAUAUGACAUUCUCCCAAUCCUCUUCUGGAUCAUCCAAAUGCACUCUAGCAAACUUCAGACGGGCCUGGACAUGUACUGGCUUAAGCAGGGGGGCACGUCUGGCACUGCAGGAUUUGAGUCCCUGGCGGCGUAGUGUGUUACUGAUGGUAGGCUUUGUUACUUUGGUCCCAGCUCUCUGCAGGUCAUUCACUAGGUACCCCCGUGUGGUUCUGGGAUUUUUGCUCACCGUUCUUGUGACCAUUUUGACCCCACGGGGUGAGAUCUUGCGUGGAGCCCCAGAUCGAGGGAGAUUAUCAGUGGUCUUGUAUGUCUUCCAUUUCCUAAUAAUUGCUCCCACAGUUGAUUUCUUCAAACCAAGCUGCUUACCUAUUGCAGAUUCAGUCUUCCCAGCCUGGUGCAGGUCUACAAUUUUGUUUCUGGUGUCCUUUGACAGCUCUUUGGUCUUGGCCAUAGUGGAGUUUGGAGUGUGACUGUUUGAGGUUGUGGACAGGUGUCUUUUAUACUGAUAACAAGUUCAAACAGGUGCCAUUAAUACAGGUAAUGAGUGGAGGACAGAGGAGCCUCUUAAAGAAGAAGUUACAGGUCUGUGAGAGCCAGAAAUCUUGCUUAUUUGUAGGUGACCAAAUACUUAUUUUCCACCAUAAUUUGCAAAUAAAUUCAUAAAAAAUCCUACAAUGUGAUUUUCGGGAUUUUUUUCUUCUCAAUUUGUCUGUCAUAGUUGACGUGUACCUAUGAUGAAAAUUACAGGCCUCUCUCAUCUUUUUAAGUGGGAGAACUUGCACAAUUGGUGGCUGACUAAAUACUUUUUUCCCCCACUGUAUAUAUAUAUAUAUACACAACAGUAUGUGGACACCCCUUCAAAUUAGUGGAUUCGGCUAUUUCAGUCACACCUGUUGCUGAGAGGUGUAUAAAAUCGAGCACACUGCCAUGCAAUCUCCAUAGACAAACAUUUGCAGUAGAAUGGCCUUACUGAAGAGCUCAGUGACUUUCAACGUGGGACCGUCAUAGGAUGCCACUUUUCCAACAAGUCAGUUCGUCAAAUGUCUCCCCUGCUAGAGCUGCCUCGGUCAACUGUAACUGCUGUUAUUGUGAAGUGGAAACAUCUAGGAGCAACAACGGCUCAGCUGCGAAGUGGUAGGCCACACAAGCUCACAGAACGGGACCACUGUAUGCAGAAGCACGUAGCGUGUAAAAAUCGUCUGUCCUCGGUUGCAACACUCACUACCGAGUUCCAAACUGCCUCUGGAAGCAACGUCAGCACAAGAACUGUUCGUCGGGAGCUUAAUGAAAUGGGUUUCCAUGGCCGAGCAGCCGCACACAAGCCUUUAAGAUCACCAUGCGCAAUGCCAAGCGUCGGCUGGAGUGGUGUAAAGCUUUCCUGUUUCAGCAUGACAAUGCCCCCGUACACAAAGCAAGGUCCAUACAGAAAUGGUUUGUCGAGAUCGUUGUGGAAGAACUUGACUGGCUUGCACAGAGCCCUGACCUCAACCCCAUCGAACACCUUUGGGAAGAUUUGGAACGCCGACUGCGAGCUAGGCCUAAUCGCCCAACAUCAGUGCCCGACCUCACUAAUGCUCUUGUGAAUGAAUGUAAGCAAGUCCUCGCAGUAAUGGUCCAACAUCUAGUGGAAAGCCUUCCCAGAAGAGUGGAGGAUAUUAUAGCAGGAAAGGGGGAUCAACUCCAUGUUAAUGGCAAUGAAUGAGUAGUUUGACGAGCAGGUGUCCACAUACUGUUGGUCAUAAAGUGUAUUUAAUGCAGCUAAACACAUUUUGAACGCAACUGCAUAGGUCCUAGGAUGUAGGAUCGACGACAAUACAGUGAAGUACUGUAUGUUGUCGAUUUAAAAUUGGCUAAACUGGAGUGAAAUUCAGCAAACACACUGGCUGCCACAGGACCAAUGAUGAGAAACUGAAUCUGUUACCAUCCUCAUAAGGAAAUGAAAUAAAUUGUUACCAGCACACUGUUGAAAGCUGUUCAACCGUGUGAAUCUAUGUUUCUUUCAUUGCUUGACUUUUUCUACCCAAGUUACUAGAUUUCUAUAUUAAUUAUCCUCAUAGGACCUAUUUUUUUUUCUUCUCUCUAUCUCUUGUUAAUGAUUGCCUUUUGACCCACCAUCCGUCCCCUGGCUCUGCAGGAGUUCUUCUAUGAGAUCUCCUUCACGGAGCUGUCCACCAAAACUCUGGAGGUCACCGUCUGGGACUACGACCUAGGGAAAUCCAACGAUUUUAUUGGUGAGUUGAUGACUAUGUCACCCACAGUCAUUAGUGGAAUUCUAGUCGUGGGCGGCCUGGUUGCCAAAUUGGGCCAGUUUCUUCAUUUUCUUAACCAAGGCCGGGGU
Coregonus sp. 'balchen' is the source of this 33476-nucleotide messenger RNA. NCBI's taxonomy places the organism in Eukaryota, Metazoa, Chordata, Actinopteri, Salmoniformes, Salmonidae. The record is from the annotation of a GenBank genome assembly.